AGCCCGCAGCCAGCGCUGGUGCCCAGGGUCCACCACGGCAAGGCCCACAUCUGGUGCUAGGCCUCCAGGCACUGUGAACAAAGGCAGCCUUUGGUCUUGAACUCUAGGAAGUGACUGGGCGAUAUUCUGUGUUGGGAGAGGAAGAAACACCCCCUCCACCAGGAUGACAGGCAGAGAGCAGAAGAGUAGCGGCCGGGCCUCUUGGUCAGCUGGUCCCAUCAGUGCGGUGACCAGAGCCGUGUUGGGUGCCCACCAGCGAAGGGCGGCUCUCCCAGACACCCAGGAUUCCGAGAAGACCCUACACUUGGACGCAAAGCCAGGAUGCGUGAAAUCGUACAUAUUCAGAUUGGCCAGUGUGGCAACCAGAUUGGAGCCAAGUUCUGGGAGGUGAUUGGCGAUGAGCACGGGAUCGACUCAGUGGGCGGCUACUGCGGGGACUGUGCUUUGCAGCUGGAGAGGAUCAGCGUGUACUACAACGAGGCCCACGGUAAGAAGUAUGUGCCCCGGGCGCUGCUGGUGGACCUGGAGCCUGGGACGAUGGACAGCAUCCGAUCCAGCAAACUGGGAGCGCUCUUUCAUCCAGACAGCUUCAUCUACAGUAACUCUGGGGCUGGCAACAAUUGGGCCAAGGGCCACUACACGGAGGGCGCCGAGCUGGCCGAGAGCGUGCUGGAUGCCGUGCGCAGCGCCAGCGAGGCCUGCGACUGCCUGCAGGGCUUCCAGCUGGUGCACUCGCUGGGUGGCGGCACGGGCGCGGGCAUGGGCACGCUGCUGCUGAGCAGGAUUCGCGAGGACUUCCCCGACCGCAUCCUGAACGCCUUCAGUGUCCUGCCGUCGCCCAAGGUGUCGGACACGGUGGUGGAGCCAUACAACGCCGUGCUGUCCCUGCAGCAGCUGGCGCAGCACGCCGACGCCUGCUUCUGCAUCGACAACGAGGCGCUCUACGACAUCUGCGUCCGCACGCUCAAGCUGGCGGCACCCAGCUACGGCGACCUCAACCACCUGGUGUCCCUGACCAUGAGCGGCAUCACCACGUCCCUGCGCUUCCCGGGCCAGCUCAACGCCGACCUGCGCAAGCUGGCCGUGAACAUGGUGCCCUUCCCGCGCCUGCACUUCUUCAUGCCUGGCUUCGCGCCGCUCACUAGCCGCGGCGGCCAGCAGUACCGCGCACUCACGGUGGCCGAGCUCACGCAGCAGGUGUUCGACGCGCGCAACGCCAUGGCUGCCUGCGACCCGCGCCGCGGCCGCUACCUGACCGUGGCCUGCAUCUUCCGGGGCCGCAUGUCCACCAGGGAGGUGGACGAGCAGAUGCUGACCGUGCAGACCCGGCACAGCAGCUGCUUCGUGGACUGGAUCCCCAACAAUGUCAAGGUGGCCGUCUGCGACAUCCCGCCGCCGGGGCUGAGCAUGGCCGCCACCUUCAUGGGCAACAGCACGGCCGUGCAGGAGCUCUUCAGCCGCGUGGCUGAGCACUUCUCGGCCAUGUUCCGCAGGAGGGCAUUUGUGCACUGGUACACCAGCGAGGGCAUGGACGUGGGCGAGUUUGCCGAGGCCGAGAGCAACAUCCAUGACCUGGUGUCCGAGUAUCAGCAGCUCCAGGACGCCAAAGCCGCUGAGGAGGAGGAGGACGCAGAGGCCGUGGGGGAGGCAGAAAUGGAGCCGGAAGACGGGCCCCAGGUACCUGGUGAGGCCGCGUGAGGCCUACGCAGGGUCCCUGCAGGGUCCCUGUCCCGGAGACAGGGCCCAGGUGGGAGCUGGGGGCACUGGGGCCUCCUGCUGGCAUUCGCUAACCUUCGAGACUUCCAUACUCCUGUGCAAACUCUAUUAACUGGUUUUUAAUAGCAAAGUGAAUUUGUCGUGAAGCACUGCCUUUGUUUAACAAUGUUGAUUGGGUAGUCACUGCACGCACAGCUCCCUACCAGACACCAAGACUCCGGGUGUGCAGCAUGUGCUCUCCACACUUUCGUGGUGCUGACAAGCACCCUGCCACCCUUGCUUGGCACCCUUGCUAAGAGUCUUACCCUAGGUUCUGUCAUGUAUGCUGCCCAGCAUCCUACCUCCUGGUACUUGCUGGCCUCCAGAAGAGCCAGGUGACUAAUUGGUACGUGGGGAGCUGUGCAGCCAAGGCAAGUGAGUCAGCAUCCACUAGUGAAUUGUGUAGACCUUGUGUGCACGUCAGCGUACUAACUGGAAAGGGAAAAAGGGAGGAAAAAAAAAGUGGCAAUGCUUUUCAUCAAAAUACCUGGCCAACCUCCCUCCCGCAAAACAACAGGCAAAACUCACCAACUCCAAUCCUCUGAUCUUUAUUUCUGAAUAGCUAGCUUUUAAUGUGUGUGUUGAGAUAGUUUCUUAUGAGUGUUGGAUUCUGGGAAUUCAUUAAUCACCAUCUUCAGUUUUCCUUGUAAAGGCUAUUUCAAAAUGCCCUUUUCACUUUCAUUCAGUAAACACUUUCUGAAAGCGCUCUGUAGCCUCUGCUCUUUCAGAAAGGGCACCCGGUGUGCUGGGCAACCAUUCAAAUGCAGGAAUUCGGCAGCCGCCUGCUGCAGCGUCCUUCCUCCUUGUGGAGGACGUGGGCUCAUUAGGGAACUUUUACAGUUCAAAUUAAUUUGCAGAAGUUGCCAUAAAUGUUUGCAUGAUGACACAGCUUUAGCCAUUACCAGAGUUUAAUCUGCUCACAUUACAACAGGACCAAAUACACAGGAGUGUAAUCAAAUCAUCCAUAACUUUUUAAUUACAGUUUACCUAUUUCUGACAUACAGCACAGCCAUCCCUUCCAGGGCCAUAAGGGUCUUAAUGGCCUUCUAGAAUUACCACUGAGCUAUCCUAUUUGAUCCAUGGGUAGUCAGCAAUGGAAGAGGCUCUGACCCUCCCUGCAGGAAAUAUUUACUUGCAACCAACUAGGCUCUGGUUUCCCGAUUCGUGUUUGUAAUCUGCAAUAAGGAUAGCAGGUGGCUGCACGACACUGGCUGCUCAUGCUGAGAAACAUCACUCCUCAUGUAUGCAUUGUGAUAUAACUACAUAAAAUCUGUAUGGAGAGAAAACGAGGUUCUGCUAAUCAGCUUCACAAGCCUUUUAUCUACAACACUUAAAAAAGAGUUUUAAACACUUUCUACUUGUGGUUCAAGCACUAAAACCAAAAGCAGAUUUAUUAGGAAACUGUACCUAUGCUGUUUGAAGUUCAUAACUUCUUAAAAACUAAAAAGACUUAUGACCUUUGAAGUUAUAAGAAUUUAUAUAUGCUUCCUCUAGCACUUUCUUUCUCCAAUCUAAAAAGGCAAUCAAAUAGAUACAAGAAUACAAAUCUAAAUUAAAAAAGAAAAAAAAAAACCUGCUGAUUUAUAUUACUGUCAAGAUUUUUGUUUGCUCAAUAGUAAUCAUUAAAGUACAAGGAAAUUCAAUUUUAAAUGGCUAAAUUGCUUUAUUACAGACUAAAUAAAUUCCUUU
Messenger RNA from Nyctereutes procyonoides (raccoon dog), 3444 nucleotides. RefSeq names its product tubulin beta 1 class VI (gene TUBB1). NCBI's taxonomy places the organism in Eukaryota, Metazoa, Chordata, Mammalia, Carnivora, Canidae. The transcript has 4 exons. The coding region runs from base 322 to 1698 and encodes 458 amino acids. Gene Ontology annotation, cellular component: cytoplasm; microtubule. Gene Ontology annotation, molecular function: GTP binding; GTPase activity; structural constituent of cytoskeleton. Gene Ontology annotation, biological process: mitotic cell cycle; microtubule cytoskeleton organization. The record is from RefSeq and is a predicted model, not a curated record.